AUGUCAUCCGAACCCAAACCCCUCCCUUUCAUCUACCAAUUCGCCGCGGGAGCCGUAGCGGGCGUCUCCGAGAUCCUGGUUAUGUACCCCCUCGACGUCGUCAAGACCCGCGUGCAAAUUCAAGGCAGUGUCCCCGUCCCAGGCCAAGACCACUACACGGGGAUGGUAGAUUGUUUCCGCAAGAUCAUUGCGAAUGAGGGAGCCUCCCGCCUCUACCGCGGCAUCACCGCCCCGAUCCUCAUGGAAGCCCCCAAACGCGCCACCAAAUUCGCCGCCAACGACGAAUGGGGCAAAUUCUACCGCAACCUCUUCUCCAUCCCCAAAAUGACCCAAUCCCUCUCCAUCCUCACCGGCGCCUCGGCAGGAGCAACCGAGGCCUUUGUCGUCGUACCAUUCGAGCUCGUCAAGAUCCGCUUACAAGAUAAGGCGCAGAGUCACAAGUACACGGGGAUGAUUGAUUGUGUGACGAAGAUUGUGAGGCAGGAGGGGUUAUUGGCUAUGUAUCAGGGGCUGGAGAGUACGGUUUGGCGACACGUGCUGUGGAAUUCGGGGUAUUUCGGUUGUAUUUUCCAGGUUCGCGAACUCUUACCUAAGAACCCGACGAAGGAUAAGGGGACACAAAUCCGGAAUGAUUUGAUCAGUGGGGCGGUCGGAGGGACCGUGGGCACGAUGCUGAAUACACCUAUGGAUGUUGUCAAGAGCCGAAUUCAGAAUUCUCCUGUGGUUGCCGGGGGGGUGAGGAAAUAUGGGUGGGCUUUCCCGGCGCUGGGGACGGUGUUUAGGGAGGAAGGGUUCGGGGCGUUGUAUAAGGGAUUCUUACCCAAGGUGUUGAGAUUAGGGCCUGGAGGGGGGAUUUUGCUGGUGGUGUUUACGGGGGUCAUGGACUUUUUCCGGGGGAUGAGGGGGGAGGCUUAG
Messenger RNA from Recurvomyces mirabilis, 915 nucleotides. RefSeq lists its product as uncharacterized. The record is from RefSeq and is a predicted model, not a curated record. The transcript is spliced from 2 exons. The coding region runs from base 1 to 915 and encodes 304 amino acids. Lineage: Eukaryota; Fungi; Ascomycota; Dothideomycetes; Mycosphaerellales; Teratosphaeriaceae. Gene Ontology annotation, biological process: transmembrane transport.